CCGUACUUGUUGAGAUAAUUUCAUCCUACGGAAUUUCAUGAUAUGAUCCAGCUAGUCAGUUAUCUUAUUAUCCUAUCUCGAUGCACUCCUCACGCCAUCCGUGGCACACCUUCUGCCUACCUCGUGUUUGUUGCCUCGAUUCUUCACUCAUGAAACGUGGUGAUUAUUCUCUGUUGUGGCUUCGAGCUGGGCAAGGGGAAAUGCAUAGAGUGGUCAUGUUUCCCUUCGGUUUGGUACUGCUCCCGAGCGCUAAGAAGUUCCAGGAACCGAUAAUCACACAACCAGACUUUCAUGCAUCAUGUUUGGAUGACUUCCGAUAUGCUCUAACACAGAUUAACAUAGAUUCAAGUUAUCGCUGUGGAUCUCAAGCAACCAAUCGAUGGCAUCGAGGAAACCUAACUCUGCAGCUUCAGCAGAGAAUAGAUAUCGAUAUUGGGUCCGAGCGCUACUUAUCCGUAUUCAUAAGGCGAGUCUCUGUGCAAUCACAAUCACCGUGGUCCAAACGAGCUAGAAUCAUGCAUCGACACAACAGUUUCAACAACAACGUAACUCGUUCGCCCUCCCUUACCCAACGUAAACUCGCGGCUGAAUUUCGACCUUCGUCUCCGCUCGUUGGGGGAUCGCCCGUGAGCACUACUGAGACCCAUCAGACGGUGAUCACAAAGAAUUCCUGGCUCGAUGCUGCUCGUGAAAGCACCAACAAAUUCAAACUGAAUGGUUCACCCCUCCCUCUCGUUUGGGUUUUGGUUGAAGACAACGUCAUCCCGCCGAAUGCUGUUCCCUUUGGCGAAGACAAGAACGGUUCUCAGCUGUACAUUGCUCGUGCCCUGCUCGAGGUAGGUUGUUUCUCCCAGGGGUAUCACAACUCUGACCUGCCAUAUCUUUCAGGGUGGGCUCUGUGAGUAUAUUCUGCCGGUAAUCAAGAAACAGUGCUAACCUGGUUUUAGACCUCGGAAGGGUAGGUACUCACCUUCAGCAUGCCCUCAUUAGUUACGGCGGAAGGGAGCACCACAUCCAAAAGUACGAAGU
Molecule: messenger RNA, 1029 nt
Organism: Suillus plorans
Lineage: Eukaryota; Fungi; Basidiomycota; Agaricomycetes; Boletales; Suillaceae
Exons: 3
Coding region: 81-902 (273 amino acids)
Source: RefSeq, a predicted model, not a curated record